AAAUAUUUCAUCAACAGUUUACACCUCAUUUUUUUUUUUUUUUACUCCUGCCUACUCUUUCCCUCUGCUCUAUGCUGAACAUCUAUCUCUAGGCUGCCCUAUGUUCCCUAAUGCAAUGGCAAUGGAAGAAGAAACUGCAGCAGCCCUUGUUAUUGAUAAUGGCUCUGGAACGUGCAAAGCUGGCAUUGCUGGUGAGAGUGCCCCCAGGGCCGUAUUCCCCUCCAUCAUAGGGCGGCCCCGCUACCAGAGAAUCAUGUUGGGCAUCGAUGAUGAGGAUUUUUACAUAGGCAACGAGGCCCAACGCAAGAGGGGUAUCCUGACCCUGAAGUACCCUGUUGAGCAUGGCAUCGUCACCAACUGGGAUGACAUGGAGAAGAUCUGGCACCACACCUUCUAUAAUGAACUGCGUGUGGCUCCCGAGGAACACCCACUGCUCCUAACCGAGCCCCCACUUAACCCAAUAAUUAACAGAGAGAAUACGAUGCAAAUAAUGUUUGAAACAUUCAAAGCCCCGGCCAUGUAUGUGGCCAUUCAGUCGACACUAUCUCUAUAUGCCUCUGGCCGAACAACAGGCAUGACCGUUGAGUCUGGUGAUGGGGUCACACAUACUGUGCCCAUCUACGAAGGCCAAGUCCUUCCCUAUGCCAUCUUGCGUAUGGACCUGGCUGGCAGGGACCUAACCGACUACCUAAUCAAAAUUUUGUUAGAGCGGGGCUAUACCUUCAAUACUACUGCCUCCAGGGAGAUAGUCCGUGACAUCAAGGAGAAGCUAUGCUAUGUUGCAUUGGAUUUUGAAAAAGAAAUGGCAACUGCUGAACACUCCUGCUUAGAGAAGAGUUACAAGCUACCUGAUGGCCAAAUCAUCACUCUGAGCAAGGAGCAGUUCCAGUGCCCAGAGGCACUUUUCCAGCCCAAUUUUCUGGGUAUCAAGUGUUGUGGCAUCCACAAAACCACAAUUAGUUCCAUCCUGAAGUGUGAUGUUGACAUCCACAAGAGCCUGUAUGGCAACAUUGUGUUGUCUGGUGGCACCACCAUGUUCCCAGGCAUUAAUGACAGGAUGCAAAAGGAACUCAUGGCCCUAGCACCUAUAACAUUUAAGGUAAAGAGCAUUCCCUCCAAAGAUGGAAAGAUUUCAGUUUGGAUUGGUGGCUCCAUCCUGGCUUCACUGCCCACUUUCAGGCAGAUAUGUAUUACCAAAAGAGAAUAUGAGGAGUUUGGUCCUUCUAUAAUACUCCACAAAUGUAUGUAG
Messenger RNA from Phodopus roborovskii (desert hamster), 1249 nucleotides. RefSeq lists its product as uncharacterized. Lineage: Eukaryota; Metazoa; Chordata; Mammalia; Rodentia; Cricetidae. The record is from RefSeq and is a predicted model, not a curated record. Bases 101 to 1249 code for a protein of 382 amino acids. The transcript has a single exon.